Molecule: messenger RNA, 1764 nt
Organism: Fraxinus pennsylvanica
Lineage: Eukaryota; Viridiplantae; Streptophyta; Magnoliopsida; Lamiales; Oleaceae
Source: the annotation of a GenBank genome assembly
AUGGCAUCCCUGUCGGAAUCCCAAUUCGGCGCCGGUGGAAAAAUAGUAACCAACCGCCGGAAGAAGCGGCUCGCUGCCACACCCUACGACCGUCCACAGCCGCCGCCUCCAGUAGUCAGAAGCCCUAAUUGGUUUUCUCGCGUAAUUAUCCCCUCUGCCCGUGCAGUUGCUUCCGGUGCGGGGAAAAUCAUUUCUUCCGUGCUAUAUUCUGAUAAUUCUUCUUCUUCUGAAGAUGAUGGGUCUGAUUCUGAAGAUGAUGUUGAGAAUGACAAUGAUUACAAUGUCCCUUCUGAUGGCAUUAAUGAAUUGACCAAGGGGAUGACGUUGGAAGUGAUACAAUCUAGACAGGGAUCUCAUUCUAGAGUGAGGAAGAGUGAUACCAAACAUAUAAUUGAACAACUAAUUAUGCAGGAGAUGUUUUCAAGGGAAGAGUGUAAUAGGUUGAUAAAAAUUAUCAACUCUCGAGUGCUGGAUUAUUCCACGACAGAAGCUGGGGAGACAAGUCUACUCACCAUGUCAGCUGGGGAAACAGUUGGCAAUGAAAAUGUUGAUCUCUACAAUAGAACUGUUAUGGAAGCAAAAACGUGGUUUGAAGAUAAGAAAACGAGCCCAUUGUCAGACUUGGCUUAUGGGACCUGUGAUUUCAACUCCAUAGUGCCUCGAAAUAUAGGAAGUGAAGUUGGUUCUCCUGUGGAUAUGGCCAAAUCCUACAUGAAGGUCCGUCCACCUUGGACCUCUCCUGCAAAACAAAUUGAAGUAAGAACCCCAUCAACGAUGAUGAUGGAGCCUUUCAGGGAAGGAACACAAUUUUCAGUUGGCAAUGACUCUUUGUCUUCGUUGAAGAAACGGAAUUCUCUUACCUCUGGAUCAUGGAAUAUCCAGGAAGAAUUAAGAAGAGUGCGUUCAAAGGCAACAGACGAUAUGCUACGCUCUCUAUCCUCUAAAAUUGAUCUGUCACUUGCACCUAAAAGUAGUCUGGAGUACUUGGGAACUGAUAUACCAGCAGCUAGUAUGUUGGAGAAAAAGAUUGAGCUGAAUUCUUCGACAUUAACCAAAUCAAUAGAUGCACCUCCAAACCCGGAUGCAGGGGUGAGAUCUAAUCCUGGCCUAUCAGCUUUGGAUUUGAGGCAAGAUGGUGAGGUAAAUGACAUGUUGCCAUCCAGGCCAACUACUUAUGUAACUGGAAACAAUGGGGAUUCAGAAGCUAUUUUGAAUGAUGAUGAAUGCACUGCCUCCAAGAGGACUGCUUCCGGUAAUGAUGUGGGGCAUCAUGAUGAUCCACAUGCAAGUGAUGUAAAAGGUUCUAUGACAAAUGGAGAGGCUGAAUUUAACAGAAUACAAAGUUCAGAUGGUUAUCCAUCAGCAGAAACCAGUUUGUCUGCACAAGUCGGUGCAGGAGAAAACGAUGAGCCAUCUGAUGAUGGAAACCAUAAUAACACCAUAAGCCAGAAGAAUCCUGUGGAAGAUAAAUGCGAGCUUCUCAGUGAAACGUAUAUUGAAGUUCCAGUUUUAACUGAUUUAAAUACAGUUUCAACUGGCUCUCAGAAUAUUUUUAACAUGCAACAUGAAGAAUUUUUACCAGAAUUGACACAGCCAGCAAAGAAACAUGAGUUGGCAGAGAAGGCCGAUGGUUUGGCUAGGAAGCCCCAAGUAAGAAAAUCAGUCAAUCGGAGGGGCAGAGGAAGAGGAUUUCCAUGGCAUACGUUGAAACUGAAUUGGAGGUACAAAUAUUUAACGAGGUACUCGAAUAAUUGCAAAAUGUAG